Zootoca vivipara (common lizard) is the source of this 9092-nucleotide messenger RNA. It is a transcript of the gene STAG2, whose product is annotated as STAG2 cohesin complex component. NCBI's taxonomy places the organism in Eukaryota, Metazoa, Chordata, Lepidosauria, Squamata, Lacertidae. Gene Ontology annotation, molecular function: chromatin binding. Gene Ontology annotation, biological process: sister chromatid cohesion. The record is from RefSeq and is a predicted model, not a curated record. Gene Ontology annotation, cellular component: chromatin; nucleus; cohesin complex.
AAAGGGAAGCAGCCAACGGCAACAACAACAACGGCGGCGUUGUGUAAUACAUAUAGAUAGAUAUCUGGAAAUAUCGGUGUCCCUAUCCAUCUUUCUUUGAAUAUGGAAUGUAGGGCAGGCCUCGGAACAGCUCGAGUCUGAGGGGAAACUCACAAGCGCAGGCAAGAUGGAGGACGCGGGGCCGAGCGAGCGAGGAGGGAGAGGGAGGAGGAGAUGGUGGGGGAAGAAGGCGAAGGAGCCCCACAGACGCUGCCUGCCCUCCCGCCUCCCCUCAUUCGCUCGCCCCCUUUCCCGGCGCUCCCUUGGCGGACGCGGCGGCGGGAGGGAGCGAACCUGAAGACGGAAAUAACCCCCUCAAGGAAAAAAAAUCGCUCCAGCUUUAAAUUGCUAUUUUUUCCCCUCUUUCUCUGCAUCCAUUCCCCUCUCUCCAAUCAACCUUUCAACCGGAGAGGAAAAAGGCCUAGCCCGCCUCCUUCGGGCACAAAAAAUGGAGACUCGCCCCUAUCCGUUCCUCUCUGCCCCCCCCCCAAACAACGAUCCAGGGGUAAUUGUUUGGGGUGGGGAGGCUGCCAGGGUAGGUAAGGAGGAUAAGAUGCAAGCCUGUGUUGUCUACUAUUAAGAGCUACGGCUGGCAAGAUGGAGGAUUUCCAGCAGAUUAUUUGGGGGGGGGGAUGGAAAUGGGUGUGCAGUGUGUGUGUGUGUUAGAAAAGGGCACUUCGUUGGAUAUGUUGGUGUUUUUUUUAAAAAAAACACACACACACACUACCACCACCACCAGCAACAACGGCAGCACGAAUGCCUAACCUCUUAACGUUGUGAACCGCCCUGAGAUCUGUACAUGAAGGGCGGUAUACACAUCGUAAAAAUAAUAAUGAUUCUCUCAACUCCCCAAGCUGGGAGAAGGCGAAUCGGACUUCUCGGUUCUCCGUGGGAGGAAGCUACGGGGGCGCUUGUAAGACACGCUUGGUGGCAGAGAAAUCAGGAAGGCUUAGUGGUUUUUCUGCCUUCCGAUCCUUCUCUCACCCCCGUUCCCCCCCUCCACUUCAAAGCGAUGAGAAGGAAAAUGACAUUUCCCUUUUUUGCAUAUUGGGGAAUUAAAAACUUUCGAGCGGGCCUAUGCCUCGAGCUGGACGGAAAACCCUCAACUUUUCUUGUCCUCCUGUGACUUUGGCAAAGGGACAGUAUAUCAUGGGAAAUGGAUGCACUGGGAGGAGUGAACACUCCUGUCUUUCUCUCUGUUCGGGGAGGAACUUUUGCGCGAGUUGUUUUUCCACAUCGAUAAUGAUUUUUAAGUGAGUUGUUGGGAAAACGUGGGAUUUGCUUCUUGCCCACUUCAUCUCCACGCAUUUUGAAAGUGUGAGGAAUGUACUGCCCGAUGUCCUGAACAUGUUUACAUAGAAGGAAAUUGUACUGUGUUCAGAGAGCCUUUACUCACAAGUAAAAACCUCAAGGAUUGUAACCUUAGACAUGUUUCCCAUCCCUCCUCCGGCCUUUUAUGUUUUAUGGUGGCCGCUUUGAACUGUUAGUGGUGAUGGUGGGGGAACCAAACCCCUGUUCAAAGUGACUUUUUGGUGUGCUUGUGCUGCUGGAAACCCCGCUGGGCCGCUGCCGGGUGGGAGGAGAGGAAGAGGCGGAAGGAGGCUGUUUAAUAGCUUUGGGUUUUUUUGUUUUGUUUUUGGCGCCACUUUUGUUUUAGAUACAUACUCUCUUGUCGCUCUUUUCCUCUCGUCUCCACACUCUUAGAAACUGAGCUGAUUACUCUCCAGGUAUGAACUGGUCCCAUUUUCUUAGACGUAAACGUCCCCUUCCUGGCAUUUUUGUAUGUGUGUGUGUGUCCCAGAAAAUAGGGCGGCGGCGAAAUGACCCAAAGUGGAUGAAACCUUGUGAGAUUCUUCCCACUCCCGAUUUUUGGUGGUGUGCGGUGUCUAGCGUGAACUUGCUGCCCUUGGAUUUUGAAAUGUGUUAGUUUUACCGCCUGCUUUUUCCAUUUUCUGUAGAUUUGCUAAGCUCUGUUUUGAACCUCUUUGUGUCCAGUUUCAGCACAAGUAUGUAUAUAUGGGGCAGGGUAUUGAUCAACUUGCCAGUCGACCUAAGCAACUGUGGGUCUCCCCGGGCGCUGCUGCCCUCGAGGCGUUCCACACCGUGGCUUGUAGCCCUUAUUCGGUACGUAGUUCCCUUCCUGCGGUGAGGGAGGAGGCGCUUUUGGCUGCCACACCCCAUGUUUGUUUCAUUCUAGCCGAGGCUCGGCUCGGCUCGGCUCGUCCUGUCCCCUUUCCCCAUGGAGAUGCCGGCUUAGCUCCGUUCUCUCAACGCCUACGGGUUAAGAGAAGGAAACAUGCCGAACAAAAUUAUCUGUUGUUGUCGUCGUCCUCCUCUUAGGGGAAGGAGGGUAGUUUUCUUUUUUUUUUAUCAGCAUCAUGGGGGAGGGCGGGGAGUCGGGUUACCGAAGUGCGUCACACAGUCCUGGUUGAUGGGGCCUACUCCGCAGCCGACUUGUGCUCUGAUGCUCGCAGAAAUCACCCCCGCCCACCCUGCAUUCUCGCUUUCGUCAGCCUCCCUAGAAGACACCGAAUCUUCUAUUCUUGGCAAGUGGGUUUAAGUGCACUUGAGGAAAGGGCUGGAUUUCUAAACAUCUGAACACGCGUGUGUUUCUGAAUGCAAAUCAUUUGAGUUUGUGGACAAAGUAGUGCAUGAUUUAUGGCCUACUCCCUGAAAGUGCGCUGUAGAGAGAGAUAUUUCAAUCCACACCUUGGGGCUGCCAUCAGAAACAUCACCUGGAGUCUUGCAGAUACAGCAUCUGUCCUGAAUUUCAGCCAAAGCUUAUGCCUCUCUUAAGGACACAACAGAAGCUUGCUUUGUAUAGGCUACUGCAACAAGAGUGAUAAACAAUUACUCUUGCAAACUACAGCUGCCUUUGAAUGCAUUUUUAAUACAGUAGUGCUCCAGAAGAUGAUAAAGAAAUGAUAGCAGCUCAAGAAGCAACAACUAACUUUGCUCUGCUUCAGGAGUCUGAAACACAUUUUUCUUCAGAUACUGAUUUUGAAGAUAUUGAAGGAAAAAAUCAGAAACCAGGAAAAGGAAAGACCUGUAAAAAGGGGAAAAAAGGUGCAGGAGAGAAGGGGAAAGUUGGAAACGGAGCAGGGAAGCCUGGUGGUCCAAAUCGAAUGAAUGGGCAUCACCAGCAGAAUGGUGUGGAAAACAUGAUGCUGUUUGAAGUUGUUAAAAUGGGCAAGAGUGCUAUGCAGUCUGUGGUAGAUGACUGGAUAGAAUCCUACAAACAUGACAGGGAUAUAGCACUUCUUGAUCUCAUCAACUUCUUUAUUCAAUGUUCAGGCUGUAAAGGGGUUGUAACAGCAGAGAUGUUUCGACAUAUGCAAAACUCAGAAAUUAUUCGGAAAAUGACUGAAGAAUUUGAUGAGGAUAGUGGAGAUUAUCCACUUACCAUGGCUGGUCCUCAAUGGAAGAAAUUUAAGUCAAGCUUUUGUGAGUUUAUUGGAGUAUUGGUCCGGCAGUGUCAGUAUAGUAUCAUAUAUGAUGAAUAUAUGAUGGACACAGUCAUUUCACUACUUACAGGACUAUCAGACUCUCAAGUCAGGGCAUUUCGACAUACUAGCACACUGGCAGCUAUGAAACUGAUGACUGCAUUAGUGAAUGUGGCAUUAAAUCUGAGCAUUAACAUGGACAAUACCCAACGACAGUAUGAAGCAGAACGAAAUAAAAUAAUUGUAAAACGAGCUAAUGAUAGACUGGAGCUCUUGCUACAAAAAAGGAAAGAGCUCCAAGAAAAUCAGGAUGAAAUAGAGAAUAUGAUGAAUGCAAUUUUUAAAGGUGUAUUUGUUCAUAGAUACAGGGAUGCAAUAGCUGAAAUAAGAGCAAUCUGUAUUGAAGAAAUUGGGAUUUGGAUGAAAAUGUAUAGUGAUGCCUUUCUCAAUGACAGCUAUUUAAAAUAUGUGGGAUGGACAAUGCAUGACAAGCAAGGGGAGGUAAGACUCAAAUGUCUUACAGCUUUGCAAGGGCUUUAUUAUAAUAAAGAACUGAAUUCCAAAUUGGAGCUCUUCACCAGUCGAUUCAAGGAUAGAAUUGUGUCUAUGACUCUAGACAAAGAAUAUGAUGUGGCAGUGCAAGCAAUAAAACUACUUACUCUUGUUUUACAGAGUAGUGAAGAAGUCCUGACUGCAGAAGACUGUGAAAAUGUCUACCACCUGGUUUACUCAGCCCAUCGUCCAGUAGCUGUAGCAGCAGGAGAAUUUCUUUAUAAAAAGCUUUUUAGUCGUAGAGACCCUGAAGAGGAUGGAAUUCUUAAAAGACGGGGGAGACAAGGUCCAAAUGCUAACCUUGUCAAGACUUUAGUAUUUUUCUUUUUGGAAAGUGAGUUACAUGAGCAUGCUGCUUACUUGGUGGACAGCAUGUGGGAUUGUGCCACUGAUCUCUUGAAGGACUGGGAAUGUAUGAAUAGUCUUCUGUUGGAGGAGCCACUCAAUGGAGAAGAACCUUUAACAGACAAACAGGAAAGUGCACUAAUUGAAAUAAUGCUGUGUACAAUUAGACAAGCAGCUGAAUGUCAUCCCCCAGUAGGAAGAGGCUCAGGAAAGCGGGUACUUACGGCAAAAGAGAAAAAAGCACAGUUGGAUGACAGGACAAGGAUUACAGAACUUUUUGCUGUGGCUCUCCCUCAGCUAUUAGCAAAAUAUUCCGUAGAUGCAGAGAAAGUCACCAACUUGUUACAGUUGCCACAAUAUUUUGAUUUGGAGAUCUACACAACAGGAAGAUUAGAAAAGCAUUUGGAUGCCUUGUUGCGACAGAUCCGGGAUAUUGUUGAAAAGCACACCGACACAGAUGUUUUGGAAGCUUGCUCUAAAACGUACCAUGCACUCUGUAAUGAAGAGUUCACAAUAUUUAAUAGAGUGGACAUUGCAAGAAGUCAACUAAUGGAUGAACUGGCUGACAAAUUCAAUAGACUUCUUGAAGAUUUUCUGCAAGAGGGUGAAGAGCCUGAUGAAGAUGAUGCUUAUCAGGUCCUAUCAACAUUAAAGCGAAUCACUGCAUUUCAUAAUGCUCAUGAUCUGUCAAGAUGGGAUUUAUUUGGUUGUAACUACAAGUUAUUAAAAACAGGCAUUGAGAACGGAGAUAUGCCUGAACAGAUUGUUAUUCAUGCUCUGCAGUGUACUCACUAUGUAAUCCUUUGGCAGCUAGCAAAAAUUACUGACAGCAGUUCUACAAAGGAGGAUCUUCUACGCUUAAAGAAACAGAUGAGGGUAUUUUGUCAAAUCUGCCAGCACUAUCUUACCAAUGUAAAUACUGCUGUUAAAGAACAGGCCUUUACAAUUUUGUGUGACGUAUUAAUGAUCUUCAGUCAUCAGAUUAUGUCAGGAGGUCGUGACAUCUUAGAGCCGCUAGUUUACACUCCUGACUCUUCAUUGCAAGCUGAAAUGUUGAAUUUUAUUCUUGAUCAUGUCUUCAUUGACCAGGAUGAUGAUAACAACAGUGCAGAUGGACAGCAGGAUGAUGAAGCCAGUAAGAUUGAAGCUUUGCACAAAAGAAGAAAUUUGCUUGCAGCUUUUUGUAAACUUAUUGUAUAUACUGUGGUGGAAAUGAAUACUGCUGCAGAUAUUUUUAAGCAAUAUAUGAAGUAUUACAAUGAUUAUGGAGAUAUAAUCAAAGAAACAAUGAGUAAAACAAGGCAAAUAGAUAAAAUCCAGUGUGCAAAGACUCUGAUUCUCAGUUUACAACAGCUUUUCAAUGAGAUGAUUCAAGAAAAUGGGUAUAACUUUGACAGAUCAUCACCAACUUUCAGUGGCAUUAAGGAGUUAGCUCGACGUUUUGCUUUAACAUUUGGACUCGAUCAACUGAAAACAAGAGAAGCCAUUGCUAUGCUACACAAGGACGGCAUAGAGUUUGCUUUUAAAGAGCCUAACCCUCAAGGUGAGAGCCACCCACCAUUAAAUCUUGCAUUUCUUGAUAUAUUGAGUGAGUUCUCAUCCAAACUUCUCAGGCAAGACAAAAAAACAGUGUACGUAUAUCUGGAGAAGUUCAUGACUUUUCAGAUGUCUCUCCGAAGAGAAGAUGUGUGGCUUCCACUCAUGUCUUACAGGAACUCUUUGCUAGCUGGGGGUGAUGACGAUACUAUGUCAGUCAUUAGUGGAAUCAGUAAUCGAGGGUCUACAGUAAGGAACAAAAAAACAAAACCAGCUACAGGGAAGCGGAAACUACCAGAAGCUGAGGAAAGCAGCAGUAGUGACAGCAUGUGGAUGAACAGGGAGCAGACAAUGCACACACCUGUCAUGAUGCAGACGCCGCAACUCACUUCCACCAUCAUGAGGGAGCCCAAAAGAUUGCGGCCCGAAGAAAGCUACAUGGGUGUCUAUCCAAUGCAACCUGAACACCACCAACCUCCGCUCGAUUACAAUACGCAGGUGACAUGGAUGUUAGCUCAAAGGCAGCAGGAAGAAGUAGCGAGACAGCAGCAGGAGAGAGCAGCCAUGAACUACGUGAAGCUGAGAACCAACCUGCAGCAUGCCAUUCGACGUGGCACAAGUCUAAUGGAGGAUGACGAGGAGCCAAUUGUGGAAGAUGUGAUGAUGUCAUCAGAAGGGCGCAUUGAAGAUCUCAAUGAAGGCAUGGAUUUCGAUACCAUGGACAUAGAUUUACCACCAUCAAAGAAUAGGAGAGAGAGAACAGAGCUAAAGCCAGAUUUCUUUGAUCCUGCUUCAAUCAUGGAUGAAUCUGUUCUUGGGGUAUCAAUGUUUUAAUACCAGUACAACCGAUAACUCCAUGCUGAAGUUUUCUAAUGUGGAAGAGAUUUUUAAAAUAAAAAACAUGUGGUAGAUACAGCGAUAUUCUAAAUAAGAUUUUUUCUCUAAGGAGAAUGAUGUGCUUAAAAGAUCCAGUACAUUUAAGAGGCAGUUUUGUUUGCCUGAAACAUAAAGGACAAGUAAACAACUUGAGGAUAAGCUACAGUUUCUGUUGGCAAACCAGUAUUUUAUUUAUGUAAUAUUAGUUUAUUUCCAAAUCAUAGUAAAUAAUCACUUUUUUGAAAUUCGUAGCUGUUGGAUAGGGGCUUGGUGCAUUUUCAAGCCCUCCUCUUUAUAAUUUUUCUGAUAGAAUUCAAAUAAUCAUGACUUAUUCUAGAUUACUGUUGAAAUUAUGAGCUGAAAUGAUGGGAUGGUUCAGAGAAUCAUUGACUUGUUGGAAGGGACUUGAAGCAUUUUCAGCGAAAUGCUAUAAAUUUUGGUGAACUGAAGCAUUGGUUAAGUUACAAUAAUCAUAGAGAGAAAUAAAUUUACAAGCUGAUCGUUUUACUCAAAAGCUAUUUUAGGAUCUAAAAAAAGUAAUGCCCAAGCCUCCCAAAACUUGCUUAUUGCAUAUUCAUGAAAUAUUCAGAAACCAUAAACUGCCAGAAAGCACUGAGAUCAAUCCUGCUUACCCAUUUAUGACCCUGAGAGUUUGCUUGUCCUUUAAGAAAAAUGUAAUGUUGUGAAAUUCCUUCCAGUAGUGCCACUGUAUUUUGUCUCCAAAUAAAGAAGCUUAUUGUAGUAUGUUUGCAGAAAAAAAAAAUCUAAACAAAAAAAUAUACAGCUUAUUAGAGUGUGGGAAUAGGGGUCUAAAUUCUAAAUAAAAUAAAUAUAUAUAUAUAAAUAUACAUACAUAUAUAUAUAUAUAUAUAUAUAAAUUGGUGCUGAUUUUAUAAUUGCGCAGUUUGUUUAGUUUUUUCUUACUUUUAAAUUCCAGCUUAAAAAUUAUGAGGUUUCAGAAAUAUAUUGAAAGUUUAACAAUGUUUAAAAAUAGAUGAGCAUGAGAACUCAUGCUUUAAAAAUGAUUUUUAAUUUUGUAUUUUAUAUUGGUUUAUCUAUCUCUGUCUUUGCAAGCAGUCUUCAGGUUAAUACUUCUAACAGGUUACAGUACAUUUCCUCUGUAUGUAAAUUAAAUUGGAUAAUAGAAUUCAUCAAUUCCCCCCAUAAUAUUCUUUGAAAGCUAAGCUUUAAAUUUCAUUUCAUGACUUUUUCACAAUUAAAUUUAACCAUUCUAAAUAAAAACAUGGUUCUAUGCCAUUUUGACAUCAACUCACUGCAAGGCUUAGGCAGCUACACAUCACUUUAAAGGAAAUGUUAACUUAUAUUACAUAUGUAUAUUUUUUGUCAGUUGUCUCUCAGCUCUUGAGGUAUAUAAUUUCUAAUCAUUCCAUGCGCCUUAAAAUGCUUGCAAUACAAUAAUUUCCUCAGAUAAGCAAAUAUUUUUAAAAAGGCCUCUUAUUCAUUCAAAAAAUAAAAUUGUGGGCUGUGGUAGCCAUAAACCAUAGGUUUUCUAAAGUAUCGUGAUGACAUAAUUAUUUUGAAAAAUCAUGGGUUAAUGAACACACAGAGCCAAUCUGCCUAGCUUCAUACUGUCAUGUCUAAAAACAUACUGCCUAUACCCCCCCUUCUCCACACCACUGCAUUUAAAUGGAACUGCUGAAAGGACUGUAUAUAUGAUUUAAACUUAAGCUGAUUUUUUUCUUACUCUUGAAGGAGUGUUUCUUUGUGAAAGCAGUUCUUACAGCUUUAUGUUUUCAAACUAAAAAUGUUUUAUAUAUUUACCUUAACCUGUUGUCCUCCACAUUCUAUUGUCCUAAUUGUACUGUUUUCUGAUUUGUAUUUAUGUCUUGAGACAAGUAACUUUUUGAAUAAAAAUAAACCUACAGUAUGUUGUAAGUUUGAUCUUUUGGAAUCAAGGGUAGAGGAGAAAAUAAAAAAUAGUAUGAAUGGUGCAAAUGUUAUGUUUAUAAAAAUUAAAGCUUUUUCCAUGUCUUUGAGUUUUUGUCUCAGAAUUGGGAUAAUGUAUGGGAAAUGCACUGUUUUAUAUUUGUAAUAAAUUGUACAAGUUUUUAAAAUGUGAAUAAAGCACUAAUUGGGUUAAUAAUUUAAAGUAGAGAUGUUAUGCAAUGAUGAUUGGUGUAAACAUUUCUUUAAUUGAAGAUAAGUUUGUGUCUCCUCCCCCUCACCCCCAUUUUCCUACCUGCCCGAAUUGUAAUUGUAUUUAUCAAGCGCAUCAAGAGAAAAGAAUUUUUAGGGAUAUAAGCUGUUCACUGGUGUUCAUUAAAGUUGUUGAAAGUCCAA